This is a messenger RNA of Trichomonas vaginalis G3, 627 nucleotides long. RefSeq names its product organellar and viral DNA polymerase type B. The record is from RefSeq and is a predicted model, not a curated record. Gene Ontology annotation, molecular function: nucleic acid binding. NCBI's taxonomy places the organism in Eukaryota, Parabasalia, Trichomonadida, Trichomonadidae. The transcript has a single exon. Bases 1 to 627 code for a protein of 208 amino acids.
AUGACAACAUAUUUCAUUCGCAACUAUAUAGAAAUCUUGAAGGAGUGUGGUGGAAUGAACAUUGAGAAACAGAUGAAGAUUUAUACAAAGAGAGAAGAUAAAUAUGUAGUUCGCAUGGAUAGAACUACACCGCUAUGGGAUGUUAUGAAAACAUUGUGGGAGUGCAAAUAUUUCGAACCUAUUUCUUAUGGAGAACUUUUCACAUAUACGACUGACUUAUAUAAACAGAACCUUGCACCAUUUAAAGAUUUGACAUAUGCUCCAAAGUAUUGUGUACAACUGAAGAAGAAAGCAGAGUCAAAAGAAGUAAAUAAAGCUAAAUGUAAGUUCAUUCCUGAGCACGUUUUCUUUGCUGACUUUGAGUGUAGCACAGACGGCUUUCAUAAAGCUUUUAACAUCUGUUAUGACAGUGAAGAUGGUUCAGUGAGUGAAAGCAUUUGGGGUCAGAACUGUGCAACAGAAUUUUUGGAGCGACUUCCUGACAAGAGUUUAAUAUAUUUCCAUAACCUCAGUUAUGAUAUAAACUUCAUCUUAAGACACAUGACAGAAGUGAAAGGAACUCCCAUCAUUAAAGGUUCACGAACAAUGCAAAUAACUGGCUUAUAUAAAGGAAGGAAAUUAUUAUAA